Phlebotomus papatasi is the source of this 2015-nucleotide messenger RNA. RefSeq lists its product as uncharacterized. The transcript has 4 exons. The record is from RefSeq and is a predicted model, not a curated record. Lineage: Eukaryota; Metazoa; Arthropoda; Insecta; Diptera; Psychodidae. The coding region runs from base 289 to 1236 and encodes 315 amino acids.
AAAACGCAUGCGUCGCGACGCGUCGCAAUGAAAAACUAGCAUCGAAGGGUAGGAAAAUCCCACCAGUCUGUGUGAUUUUUCCCAACAAACAAUCCACACCUUUUAAAUCACAUUUAAGACACUUUUUUCUAAUACCCCAAAAGUCUCUUGUACCACCUUCAGACAUUUCGUGAAAUUGUGCUUGGUAUUGCUGGAAGAAAAAGUGCUCCCCAUUUGGAUCUCACGCAGAAGACGACAAAGAUAUUGAGAUAAAUCACAAGGAAUUUUAAAGUGGACGAAGAGUGCCCAAUGAUGGCGUGCAUUGGAGACUGUUAUGAUCUUGGUCCACCCCCAGACAUGAUACUAUCAAUGCCUCCUCCACCUCUACCCUCCUUCCUCCUUCCCAGAAGCGCAAUAGUCUCCCUCACGGGGAAUGAUUCUCAACCCUGCUUUGCGGCUUUUAUGUGUGAUCCCUCCCCUGGACCAAGAGAACACUCUGGAAUUGAAUUCAUCGAACUCAGUCACAAGAAUAUGGGUGUUGAGGAUACUUGGCUCUUUGUUCUGAUUUCCUCAUGCGUCGGUGUCCUGCUUCUGGGUGCCAUCCUUGCCAUGAUUCUCAUGAAAUGUAGAGAGUCCUACAAUUACUCCUACCAUGAUACAACAAAACCACCAAUGCCUGUGAUUGGUGAACCACAUUUGACCCCAGCCAAGCCUCAUGGAAGCUACUUGACUGGGACUAUGUUCUACCCAAGUCCAAAUGCAUCUCAUACACUGCAGCAGCAAUUAGCUCAUGACAAUCGUGUUCUGUGGGCUGCUCUAACGCCCCAUGGUACUCGUCAUUUUGUCACAGAUCCUUAUCAGGAAGAUCACUACGAAGUUGUGGAUUAUUCUGUGGGAAAACCCGAUCCUCCGGCUCAUCAUACCAUCAAUCGGACACCCGUGAAGUCCUCGUUUGAUAAUUCUGGCUUUGUGGACUACGACUAUGAAGAUCCAACACCGCUCAUUGAAUCCUACCACAAUAAUCUCGAUGAAAUAGACAUGGACUCAGGGUAUCAGGAGCCGCAGGAGGUCGUUGGGACACUAUCCCGUGGCUCACCAAGACCCCAUGUGAGCUCCCCAACGCGAAUUGAACAUCCUAACAUUGCUCCACUCAAUCUCUAUCCACACCAUCGCAGCACCCACAACACCCUCAACAAGAAAUCUACUUUAAGUCGCCGAAUUAGUGAUGUUUCAACCCCAUAUGGGGGGAAUGUGUAAAUCCCACCGAAAAGCUUGAUGAACCAAAAUAACUCUACAAUUCCAUAUCAAAAGCUAAAUCAGCAUUUUGCUAAAGAAUCAAUCAAGAGGAUCAGGAUUACCUGAGCACGAUGAUUUUGUUCUUGGAGAUAUCUGGUGCAAAAUGCAGAUAACACUAUUUCUCACGUUAAAGCUAAACCACUGCCCUGGUGGUAAUCCUAUUUAGUCAAUAGAAAUGCUUACAAUAGCUCACAGAUACUCACGUUUCUUCCGGAAAUUCCCGGACAUCCUAUCGUCGCAGUUUGAUUCUCGACGAACAUUAUUCUUGCUUGCAGGAAAUCCUGAUGAAAAACAAAAGUAGUUACUCAUAUUGUCAGAUAAUCAUCUAACCACUAAAAAAAAUCGCUAUAAAUUUUAAGAUUAAAAUAUAAGCAACUAAUAUUAAGAAUAUUAUUUUAAUCAUGUCGGAAGAUUGCUGUGCAUCUUCCAAGGAUGAGCUCAAUCUAGUCACUAGAAUUUAAGUGUAGUCGUUGUCAGAGAAUUGAUAUUGACGUAAUCAUUAUCUUACCAAUUAAUGAUACCAACGUACAUUUUAAUUACAACCAAUUUCUUUUGGUCGGGACCUUUGGAGAGUAACCCAGCUCGAAGAAGCCAUUGACGCAGCUUUCCCAUUGAUCUCACACGUAGUACAAUAUUGUGACUAUGUACAUAUUUAUAUUGUAUUUUUACUCCCUGUACUCCCACGGUGGAGAUUAUGAUUAAGAACAUUAUGAAACAAAUAAAUUUGUGUUGUAAAACAA